AUGAACCAUUUCCCUGAAGCAUGGGGUCGACCUAGAGACGAUGUUUAUGGCCCUUACGAUGCAUCCUACCUUCAGACAUCCGGUCCUAAGACUCACACUCAAUCGCCCGUCGUGACUGGCACUUCAGUAGUAGCGGUCAAGUUCAACGGAGGAGUUGCGAUUGCUGCUGAUAAUCUGGCAUCGUAUGGCUCCCUUGCUCGUUUCUCCAAUGUCAAACGUCUCCGCGUAUUUGGCGAGUCCGCCGUGAUCGGUUUCAGUGGUGAUGUGUCUGAUAUGCAAUAUAUCGAUCGCCUUUUGGAGUCCAUCGACAUCAGAGAAAACUACUCGACUCAUGGCAAUAUGCUGAAUGCAAAGAAUCUCCAUACCUACCUAUCCAAGGUCUUCUACAAACGUCGCUCCGAAUUCAACCCCCUUUGGAAUCAGGUCCUUGUUGCUGGAUUCGACGGCGACGAACAACCUUUUCUGAGCUCUGCAGAUCUGUUAGGAACAACAUUUUCAGCCCCUCACUUGGCCACCGGGUUUGGUGCUCAUCUUGCAGUCCCAAUCCUUCGUCGUUUGUUUCCUGAGGAACGGCCUAUCGAGGAAAUCACCAAAGAAGAGGCGGUAGAUGCACUCAGAGAAUGUCUCAAGGUCUUGUGGUACAGAGACGCUCGGAGUCUGGAUAAAUUUUCAUUGGCAGUGAUCAGCAAAGACGGCGUGGAGUUGCACGAGGACCAGAAGAUUGAGAAUCAAAGCUGGGCGUUUGCCGAGACCAUCAGAGGAUACGGAGCCCAGGUUAAUUAG
This is a messenger RNA of Aspergillus clavatus NRRL 1, 783 nucleotides long. It is a transcript of the gene pre4, whose product is annotated as proteasome core particle subunit beta 7. NCBI's taxonomy places the organism in Eukaryota, Fungi, Ascomycota, Eurotiomycetes, Eurotiales, Aspergillaceae. Gene Ontology annotation, cellular component: proteasome core complex. The record is from RefSeq and is a predicted model, not a curated record. The coding region runs from base 1 to 783 and encodes 260 amino acids. The transcript has 3 exons.